Messenger RNA from Fonsecaea erecta, 2277 nucleotides. RefSeq lists its product as hypothetical. The coding region runs from base 1 to 2277 and encodes 758 amino acids. The record is from RefSeq and is a predicted model, not a curated record. Gene Ontology annotation, molecular function: zinc ion binding. Lineage: Eukaryota; Fungi; Ascomycota; Eurotiomycetes; Chaetothyriales; Herpotrichiellaceae. The transcript has 3 exons.
AUGCCACGGAGGAGCGUGUUCUUGAUUUCGGGUCCGAACGAGGUCGAUGCGAGCGCACAAUCCGGCGAUCAGGUUGUCGAGCUGGCGAGCAUUGCCCGUUCAAACACCUUCAGCCUGAAGACCGGGUCACAAGCACUAGACCGAAACCUGACCAUCAACACGCCGACGCUGCGCAAGGCCCGCCGGUCGUGCAAGACCGCCAGUCUCUGUCUCACCGACCCAGGACGUCGAUCUCUAGGCCGGGCCCAAGUCAGAAGCCCCAAUCCCAACUUCAACGGCGCGAUCCUAGGGAUUCGGGGAGACACCAACGAGGGCACAACCCUGUCCUUUGCCCUGUCUCCGUCGGACCCAGACUUCCCCUUCGAGCUUGAAGGCGGCCUCCGUUGCAUUCUGACGGUUCCUGCAGCCUAUCCUCAAAAUGGCAAACCAACAAUCAGGGUCACGAAUGCCGAAAUGGCCCGAGGCUUCCAGAUCAACGUUGAAAAGGGGUUUGACAGCCUUGUCGCGUCCUUCCCAAACAAGACACUUUUGGCCUUGUUAAACGAGCUGGACAAGAAGCUUGAGACGUUCUUGACCUCGGAAAAGGCCCAAACCAUCAAAAUCAUUGCGAACGCCGACAAGACUCGAAGAGUCCCUGACCCCGAGCCAGAUGUGGUUCGCCGUGCCCCUUCUCCAACCAGACCCGUGGCGCCGCCUCCGCCAACAUGGACCGCUGAACAAAGGUCCAGCGCUCUAGCUAAGAGGGAAGGUGACGUCCGCCAACUCGAAGCACGCAUGGGACGGAUUCCGCACUUCUCUAAAAGUCCCGACGGCACGAGAUACAACAUUCCUGUCCACAUAGCCAGAUCAGAUCGGCUUCCGCAAAAUCUACGACCACUCAAGGAAAUUACACUCAUUGUGCCGCAGCUUUAUAACCUCGAGCCUUGCACCGUACUUCUGAAAGGUGUCAGUGGGCCAGAGGUCGAGAAUGUUCAGUUGGCUUUUGAGAGACAUGUCCGAAACAAACCCGACAUGACCCUUAUGGUCCAUAUCAACUACCUAACACAGAACAUCCAUUCAAUGGCCUCAGAGGUGGCACAGAGCGCAGUACGGAGGGCUUCACCAGAGCCCUCUGUGGCCGAAACUCAGAAGGUUGCGUCAGGAGAGGAAGAGGUGGCAGAAUCCAGAAAGAUGGUCUUGGACGAAGACAGACCGCAUGUCAAGCUCAUUCCCCGACCUCCUGAAUGGGACCGACGGGAUUCCGAGGACGAGUCAGAAUCGUCCUAUGACUCGGGCGAAUAUUCCGAUUCCGAAGAUGAAGGACACGACGAAGAGGAGGAGGGAGACACUGAGCAAGGCGGCGCCACUCUCCCAGUCUCCUCGACCUCGACAGAAAAGGGAAUCCACCUUUCCUUCCCGAACCUGGAACUCCACAACAUUGAACUUUUGACCUUGUCGUCCCUAUCUAUCUCGGUCAAGUGCCUGCGCUGCAAAUCUCCCCUGGACAUCUCCAGCAUCAAACCUAGCGGAGACGCCGCCGGUUCUUCGGCGUCUAGUGUCCGCACCGAAACCUGCUCAAAAUGUACCACACCGUUCACGGUCUCUUACACGCCCAAUGCCUUGCACGCCAACACGGUGCGUGCGGGCACGAUUGAAGUCAUGGGCUGCACGGUGGCCGAUCUCCUCCCAUCGGUCUUCCAGCCUACCUGCGCGUCGUGCUCGACGACCUUCCCCUCCCCUCCGGGUAUGAUCUCCGUCCGGGGCGACACACCAAUCCAGGUCUGCCGGAGCUGCCACGCCAAAAUGACCUUCACGAUCCACGAGGUCAAGUUCCUGCGCGCGUCCUCGGCCUUUGCCUCGGGCACGCUGCCCCCGCGACGGCGGCCCAAAAAAGAGGACCUGGGCAUCUCCGCGGGCACGCCGCUGCCGCACAACGGCACCUGUGCGCACUACCGCCACAGCUACCGCUGGUUUCGCUUCAGCUGCUGCCAGCGCGUGUACCCGUGCGACCGGUGCCACGACGCCGCCGAGGCGCACGUCAACGAGCACGCCGACCGCAUGGUCUGUGGGUGGUGUUCGCGCGAGCAGCGCUUUCGGAGCGAAGACUGCGGCCUGUGCGGGCACAGCGUCAUCCGACGACGCAAGGCUGCCGGCGGCUUCUGGGAAGGCGGCAGGGGCACCCGCGAGAAGGGUCUCAUGAGCCGCAAGGAGAAGAGGAAGUAUAAACGGCCUGGAAGCAGCGUGGUGGGUUCUGCUGCCACCGCUGCCACCGGGAAGAAGGACGGUGGUGCGAAGUAG